AUGGUUGGUAAGACCAAUUUGGACCAGUUUGGAAUGGGGUCUAAUAACACCAACCUGGUCUUUGGACCUGUGCUCAAUCCCAAAUAUCCCAUAGAAGACAAUCCAAGGGUAGCAGGUGGUUCUUCAGGCGGUACAGCGGCAGCAGUGGCUCUGGGGUCUGCUGAUUUCGGCAUAGGAACUGAUACUGGAGGGUCAGUGAGACUUCCAGCUACUUAUUGUGGUCAAAUUGGGUAUAAACCAUCAUAUGGACGGAUCUCCAGAUGGGGGGUGGUUGCAUAUGCACAAAGUUUAGAUACCGUUGGAAUUGUAUCGAAAGACAUGGCUGUCUUAAGAGGGGCCUAUGAGCUUUUGGAUCAAUAUGACGAGAAGGAUCCCACAAGUAUGACCAUAGAGACGAGAAGAAGAAUAAAGAGGCUAUCACCUGUAUCCCCAGCAUCGACGUCCUUGACUAUUGGUAUACCCAUUGAGUGUCUUGUAACAGAGUUGGUCCCGGAGAUAAAAGACUCAUGGUUGAAACUAUUGAGCCAGUUGAAGCAAAUGGGCCAUCAGAUUAGAACAGUUUCUAUUCCUCAUAUCCCCAAGCUGCUUCUGGCAUAUUACUCCAUCUGUACCGCAGAAGCAUCUUCUAAUCUAGCACGGCUUGAUGGUAUACGGUAUGGCCAUACUGCUGGUGGUGGUGCUGGGAGUAGCUCCGCACCGGAGAUAAUGGCGGAGACAAGAACUAAAGGGUUCCAUAUUGAGACCAUCAGAAGAAUCAUCUUAGGAACAUAUACCUUGAGUGGAGUCUCAGGUAACCAUUAUCUCCGGGCCAAUCAGAAGCGAGAAGCACUAGUUAAAGAGUUCAACCAGAUCUUCAAUAUGACCAAUCCUUUGUUCCAUGAACUUAUCAAACGUGAUGAUUCCAAAUGCGACUUCCUCUUGAUCCCUACAACCAUCACCAAACCUCCUACACUUGAAGAGGCCAUGGCCACCGCAAAGGAGAACUUCUUGACUGCUUACGUCAACGAUGUGUUCACCGUCCCUGCUUCCUUAGCAGGACUCCCUGCGCUACUGAUACCUUAUGAUAACACCGGGUUCCAGAUCAUUGGUCAAUAUGGAGAUGAUGAAGCCGUGCUCCAGUUUGGGUCCACCAUAGAACACAAUUGUAUAUAA
Molecule: messenger RNA, 1152 nt
Organism: Lizanozyma spartinae
Lineage: Eukaryota; Fungi; Ascomycota; Pichiomycetes; Serinales; Debaryomycetaceae
Gene: HER2
Product: glutamyl-tRNA(Gln) amidotransferase subunit
Exons: 1
Coding region: 1-1152 (383 amino acids)
Biological process (GO): mitochondrial translation; glutaminyl-tRNAGln biosynthesis via transamidation
Cellular component (GO): glutamyl-tRNA(Gln) amidotransferase complex; mitochondrion
Molecular function (GO): glutaminyl-tRNA synthase (glutamine-hydrolyzing) activity
Source: RefSeq, a predicted model, not a curated record